AUGUCUCUUCUCACACUUCCCACGGAAAUGAUGCUUGAAGUAGCCGCUUAUCUGGACUGGACGAAGGAAGAUGUCUGCCCAACCAAACCAGAUCUUGUCAGCCUCGCUACGACAUGCUCACAACUACGGGAGGCAAUCAUUCCCCUGCUCUUCAAAGACGUGACAUUGCGGCUGAGAUGGGCAGGUCCGUUUUUGAUCAUGCCGUCUCUGUAUAAGCUUCGCUUACAUUGUCCACACCUUGCGGAGCACAUUCGCACGGUCUGCAUAAGAAGGAGCCCCGACGAUGAUGCCAUGUCUGCUGAUGAGUCAAAGGACUCAAGUUUCUUUCGCGCCCCUAGACAACGGCCAAACUGGCUCGAUCUAGCUUCGGUAUCAUCUCCUGGCGAUGAAUCCAUGUACGACGAGUUCCGCAAGCGGGCGACCAGAGCCGCAUGGAAGCUCGCUCACCCUGAAUCGACCAAGCAGCAAGACUUUGGAUCAUCUGCAGAGGAAAUAAUCAGCCAGGCUAUUUCUUGUAACUCACUUGAUAGGGCAGGUCUCGAUGCCCUUACAAUCGCAAUGCUUUGUGUGCCUAAAAGGGCCAAGAACAUUAUAUGCGUGUCUUUACGCCAGCACUCGAAAAUCCCGGGAAACAACUUCGCUGCGCGCGUCGCCACGGCGGCAUUUGAGCUGCUAAAGGGAAAUGUCGAGGACAUCACCUGGGUCUCCAACGUUCCGCUCAGUGACCAACGAAGCAUUGCCCGGGCUGGGUCUGCCCUGCCACCAGUCGAAGGUAGAGUCCUUGACUCCGAAUUGAUUGGUACCCUGGCUCCACGGCGGCUGGUACUUGCAAUGAGUGAAGGGGCCUCAAAACUCUAUGGUGCGCCGUUGCUGUCAACUCUGCGACUGGACGUCUGGCACACUGUUGCGAGCACAUUACGGGUACUCGAACUGAAACACAUCCACGCAAAURCAACAGAGUUGCUCCAGCUUAUCGCAGGAUUCGACUCGCUUGAAAGCCUGAGCCUGUCCAAUGUCACCUUGCGAUCCACUCGAGUUGCCUACAGAGGUGAUGCGGUGGACGAAAUGGCGUGGCUUUUAUUGUGCCUCGAUGUACGCCAUGUGAUGCAGCAUCCCAAGGUUGAGUUGGAAUGUCUCGCCGGACCAAACGCAAAUCAAGACAAGUUGUCGGCCUGUGUGGUGGCAUGGAUUCGUGACAUGGCGAUACCUUCCGGGGCUAUCAUCGGCUUCGAGAGACGAGAACGUCUGGUGGAAGAUUUCCGAAGCUUCCUUCCGCUUUGGGCGGCAGAACAGGACGAAGAUCGAGKGAUAAAAGCAUUGGAAGAAUGGAACACCUCGUUGGGACGAAGUCUCUGCGAUGCAGCAAUGAGUAGACGAUGGAGAUGA
This is a messenger RNA of Ramularia collo-cygni, 1386 nucleotides long. RefSeq lists its product as uncharacterized. The transcript has 3 exons. NCBI's taxonomy places the organism in Eukaryota, Fungi, Ascomycota, Dothideomycetes, Mycosphaerellales, Mycosphaerellaceae. The record is from RefSeq and is a predicted model, not a curated record. Bases 1 to 1386 code for a protein of 461 amino acids.